Messenger RNA from Chironomus riparius, 1245 nucleotides. Lineage: Eukaryota; Metazoa; Arthropoda; Insecta; Diptera; Chironomidae. The record is from the annotation of a GenBank genome assembly.
AUGAUCCACAAGAAAAGAAUGAAGCAAGUUUUAUUAAUUUUAGUUUUAUUCGUUUUAGUUUUCUCAGUUUAUAAAAGUAUAUCAACUGAUGAACAUAAUAGCAUUAAUCUAAUAUAUCAUGAUGAGUUUGCGGAGAAGAUGAUCGAUAGUAAUACUGACGAAGAAUUAAAAUUAGCACAAGAUAAGAUUAAGAAAUUAGAGGAACGACUUGAUGAUCUUGAGUGUAGGAUACCAAAGAAGUAUGAAACAGUCAAAUUUUUAAAUUAUCAAGUCCGAAAGCGGAUUCUCGUGACAGGAGGCGCAGGAUUCGUCGGAAGUCACUUAGUCGAUUAUUUAAUGAAACAGGGUCACGAGGUUGUGGUAGCCGACAAUUUUUUCACAGGAAGUAAAAAAAAUGUCCGACAUUGGAUUGGACAUCCGAAUUUUGAACUUAUACAGCAUGACAUUGUCAAUCCAUUAUAUAUCGAGAUAGACCAAAUUUAUCAUCUCGCAUCGCCAGCAUCUCCAAUACAUUACAUGUACAAUCCUGUAAAAACUAUUAAGACUAAUACUUUAGGAACGAUUAAUAUGUUGGGUCUUGCAAGAAGAGUUGGAGCCAAAAUUCUGAUAGCUUCAACAUCAGAAGUAUACGGUGAUCCAGAUCCAAGUCACCAUCCUCAAUCAGAAUCUUAUUGGGGUCAUGUGAAUCCAAUUGGACCACGUGCAUGUUAUGAUGAAGGCAAGAGAGUAGCUGAAACUCUCAGUUAUGCUUAUGCAAAGCAAGAGAAGGUUGAUGUGAGAGUUGCGAGAAUUUUUAAUACUUAUGGACCUCGAAUGCAUAUGAAUGAUGGACGAGUUGUUGGAAACUUCAUUCUUCAGGCAUUAAAGAAAGAGGCAAUCACAGUUUAUGGUGAUGGAAAGCACACUAGGAGCUUCCAGUAUGUCAGCGAUUUAGUUGAUGGAAUGGUUAUGCUAAUGGACUCAAACUAUACACAACCUGUCAAUUUAGGAAACCCUCAGGAACACACAAUUCAGGAAUUUGCCGAAAUAAUUAAAGAGUUUCUCAAUGUGAAAUCUGAAAUUCAGCACUUAAAUGGGGUCGAAGAUGAUCCACAAAGACGAAAGCCUGACAUUUCAAGAGCCAAAAAGGUCCUUGAUUGGGAACCAAAAGUUUCACUCAAGAAGGGCUUACAACUUACAAUUGACUAUUUUAGGACUGAACUCGAAACACAGCAACUUGAUGUUGAACAUUUAGAUGCACUUUAG